Messenger RNA from Penicillium subrubescens, 1017 nucleotides. RefSeq lists its product as uncharacterized. Bases 1 to 1017 code for a protein of 338 amino acids. The record is from RefSeq and is a predicted model, not a curated record. NCBI's taxonomy places the organism in Eukaryota, Fungi, Ascomycota, Eurotiomycetes, Eurotiales, Aspergillaceae. The transcript is spliced from 3 exons. Gene Ontology annotation, molecular function: flavin adenine dinucleotide binding; oxidoreductase activity, acting on CH-OH group of donors.
AUGGCUUCAUUCGACACCGAAUUUUCUUCAGGUCUCGAAGAUGCAGUGUUCGACUAUUUCAUUGUUGGAGGUGGAACCUCUGGCCUUGUGGUAGCCGACAGACUCAGCGAGGACCCCAAUGUUCGAGUCAUUGUCCUUGAAGCAGGAACAAACCGUCUCGAUGAUCCUCGAAUCACGAUCCCAGGAUUGGGCAUAGCAACAUUCGAGGAUCCAGAUUUCGUUUGGAAUUUCCGAUCAAUACCUCAGGGAAUGAAAUAUGACGAAAAGAGUAAUGGGACUGAUGGCCCUGUGAACGUGUCGUUCGGUGAUCAGUACAUGCCGUAUCAUUCUGCAUGGUUGGAAACCUUCAAGGGACUUGGAUAUCCACAAGUCGAAGAUUUAAUCAAUGGUGCUCGGAUUGGUCCAUUUGUCACGCCUGGCUCCAUUGAUCCAGUCACCAACACGAGAAGUCAUUCUGGAGUGGCCUAUCUGGGUCCGGAUGUUCAGGCUAGAUCCAACCUGAGGGUUGUGACGGGGGCUUUGGUAGAGAAGGUCGUAAAGGACCAGAAAGGAUUCACGGUUUCAGCGCAAAGAGAAGGUAUCUUGGCUGCAGGAACGACGCAGACGCCUCAGAUAUUGGAGCUGUCCGGUAUCGGAAGAUCGUCAGUUCUCCAGGCCCACGGCAUCACCCCGAUAAUUGACCAUGCGGGUGUCGGCGAGAAUCUGCAAGAUUAUGGCAUAGUACCUUUGGUUUAUGAAGUGGCGGAUGGCCUUCCGUCCGGGGAUAUGGCGAGGGAUCCUGCAGUUGCCGCCGCAGCAAUGGCUGCAUAUCAGAAAGACGGCUCAGGUCCUCUGGGAAUGGUUCCAUUCAUUUCUGCAUUCAUGCCCUGCGCGGACCUGACCCAGCCAGAACUGGAGAAAAUACUUCUGAAGAUUGAGGAAUCCAUCAAAAAUCCGGAGACCUCCAUCACACACAGAAAACAGUUUGAGGUGCUGCAGGGCUUGAUCAAGGAUCCGGAGGAAGCCACUGCCCAAUAG